Myripristis murdjan (pinecone soldierfish) is the source of this 2878-nucleotide messenger RNA. Its product is annotated as tetratricopeptide repeat protein 39A. The record is from RefSeq and is a predicted model, not a curated record. Lineage: Eukaryota; Metazoa; Chordata; Actinopteri; Holocentriformes; Holocentridae. The coding region runs from base 258 to 1943 and encodes 561 amino acids. Gene Ontology annotation, molecular function: protein binding. The transcript is spliced from 18 exons.
AGCCAGGCUGCGCUCUCAGUGCGCACACUCCGACUGGGCACCGCAGAUGAACGCGUCUCUUUACCUAGGAGCACCUCAAGUGAAUUUCACACACAAGUCCUCAAAGCCCCCGUAACUUAAUGCGAACUUGUGAUCGGUCCUGUACCAUUGGUUUGUCUCUGGAAUCGAAUCGAUCGGUGAAUUGGUUUGGCCAGCUCACCGCCGCUCCCACAGUCAGUUGUUAACAGGUGUUUGGGCACGCCGCCCGAGGAGAGAACAUGUCCAAUGGGAAAGACGCGACAGAAAACUCCUCACAGAUGACCCUGAAAGAGAGUCUGGACGAGUGUAUGGAGGCUCUGGACCUCUUCCUUAACAACCACUUCAACGAGAGCCUGGAGAGGCUGCGGCCACGAGCGAAUGAGAGUAUGUACCAUGCUCUUAUCUACGCUACAGUGCUGGAAAUGCAGGCCAUGAUGACUUUCCAGCAUGAUGACAUUAGCAACGCAGGAAACACCAUGAAGAGUGCCCAGGAGGUCUGUCAGAGGUUUCGACGGAAAAACCAAAGUUUGAGUCUCAAGUCCGCUGGGGAUUCACUCACUGAAGAGCAGCUCCAUGCUGAAGUGUGUUAUGCUGAGUGCCAACUCCAGAGAGCUGCUCUCACUUUCCUACAGCAGGAUGAUAACAUGGUGAGUUUUAUCAAGGGAGGAAUCAAAGUGCGCAACAGUUACCUGAUUUACAAAGAGCUGCAUUCAUACAUACAGUCUCAUGACUCCGUCAAAGGACCAAGCCACAUUCACUUAGAGGGCGGAAUAUUAUUUGGAAUAGGGGCGUUUAACUUGACUCUCUCCUUAUUUCCUGCACGGAUACUUAAAAUUCUAGAGUUUGCGGGCUUCUCUGGGGACAAGGAAUACGGUCUGUCCCAGCUGCAUGAUGGUGCAACAGUGAUGAAUUUGCGCUCCAUGCUGUGUGGCCUGCUGCUGCUCUGCUACUACACCUUCCUCACUUUCAUACUAGGGACAGGUGAGGGAGACGUGGCUGACGCCGAGCAGCUGCUGAAACCUUUCCGGCUUCGCUACCCACGGGGAGCGAUAUUCCUGUUCUUUGCAGGCAGGACGGAGGAGAUCAAGGGGAACAUUGAUGAGGCGGUGAAACUCUUUGAGGACGGCUGCAAGGCCCAGCAUGCCUGGAAGCAGUUUCACCACAUGUGCUACUGGGAGCUGAUGUGGUGCUUCACCUACAAGCGAGUUUGGAAGAUGGCCUAUUUCUAUGCAGACCUGCUGAGCCAGGAGAGCCGCUGGUCCAAGGCCAUGUAUGUGUACAUGAAGGCUGCUUGCCUCAGCAUGCUGCCUGUGGAUGAGGCCAGGCCUUUUGGGGAGAACGAGAUAGAGCUUUUUAGACAGGUGCCCUCCUUCAAGCAGAAGAUAGCAGGGAAGUCACCCCCAACAGAGAAGUUUGCCAUCCGCAAAGCCAGGCGCUACAAAGCGCAGUGCCCGGCCAGGCUGCCAGUGCCGGUGCUGGAGAUGAUGUACAUGUGGAAUGGUUUCACCAUGAUCCGCAAGCGACCAGAGCUGACUGAGGGCAUGAUGCAGACACUGGUGGAGGCAGAACGCACCCUACUGGAGAGCCCUGAGAAUGAGUAUUCAGUGGAUGACCGCUGUGUGAUCCACCUGCUGAUGGGUCUGUGUCUGAAGAACCAGGGCAAGGCCCAGGCGGCUGAGGACUGCUUCAACAAGGUGUAUGCCAGUGAAAAGAAGAUCAGGUUUGACCACUACUUGGUGCCCAACUCUCUGCUGGAGCUCAGUCUGCUUUACAUAGACCAGGGCAGGAGGGACGAGGCGGUCAGAGUACUGCGGAAAGCCAAAAACAACUACAAAGAUUACUCCAUGGAGUCUCGUACACACUUCAGGGUGCACGCCGCUCUUGCCAAACUCAAGGCCGACCAGGAGGAGAUCACUCAUCUAUAAGUCGACACGUUUCCUCAUGGCGGACGACGCUGCCCACACUGGACUCUCUCUCUCUCCACACCCCAGCGCUCAAAUGGACUGGUUUUACCUUAUACCCAUUUUUACUAAGUGAAUCAUGGGUAUUUUAUUGCCGUGUUUACUAGGUUGCAUACCUUGUCAGUGUCCGAUACAUCGCUCGGCAAAAGUGCAGCACGUUAGAAUUUACAAGAUCCUGAUGCCUGAUUGGUUUCCAAGGGGCUGGUGUCUGAUGGAGCUUUAACUUAAUUGCAAAUCAUUAGCUUACACACAGACUUUCAUAUAUACUUUCACACACACACAAAUAUAUUAAUGUGUGUGUGUGUGUGUGUUAAAGUAAAUAUGAAAGUCUGCGUGUAAACAUACAUAUGUGUGCGUUGUUUUUAUGGACAAUGUUUUAAUUUAAUGUUUACACUGAAAAUUUAGGAACACUAAAUCUUAAUAACUGAUUGAAAGCCACACAAAAUGGCCAUUAUCCCUAUGAAUGUAUAUAAUGCUUUACUUGAAUAGCUUUACAUGAUUAUUACAUCCCUGAGUACUUUUACUAUACUGUGCUGUAGAAAGGUGUUUUGGAAUGAGGAACCUCAUAAGGUGUUAAACAUUCAGGUAUUUCCUGCAGAAAUGCACAAAGUACACAAAACUAUUAAACUUAUUAAAAACAAAAAACACAGUAGUUUCCAGGCUUGAGUAAAUUCCACCUGUGGCCCCAGUCUGCAGUCAGUGUUCUUAUAGUGCUAAUGAGAAGCAGCAACUGUUUACUGUGGCUCUAAACUCACUUUCUGGAGAAGUGUUUGCAUUGAUCCAUAUUCAGUUGUUUGUCUAAGCAUAUCUGAAUCGGUGCAUGCACUUUCCAAAGUAGUUUUUACUGACUGUACAAAAAUUACGUUUACAAAAUAAAGUCAGCAUUUCACCAUCUGCCA